AUGGGCAGCGAACCUUUCGUGCCUCCUCCCACGGAUCUCAUCACCCUGACCAGGCACGUGCUUGGAGAGGGCUUUCAGAGGGCAGAGAAGAGCGCUGCCAGCGGUGAUCUCACCAUCCUGCUCAGCAGCUUGCAGACUACCUGCAAAUUCAUCGAGAGCAUGGUCCGAAAGGCCAGCUUGAUCAACUUGUGAGUCCAUGCAGACAGCGCACAGCAUGGCUCGCGCUUGGAGAACAAGCCUGUUUGCCAUGUCUUGGCACGUGUCCGGCACGCCUCUGAGGGCACACGCUGUGCUAUACAGCUCGAUCGCUGGCACUUCCUUCUGACGCUUCUGUUCCCGCUCGUUAGGAUCGGUUUGGCUGGAGAGACCAACUCUACUGGAGACGACCAAAAGAAGCUAGACGUGCUCUCCAACGAGAUUAUGAUCAAUGCUCUGCGCGCAUCUGGCAAGACUGCGGUGCUCGUGUCCGAGGAGAAUGAUGAAGCAAUCUUUGUAGGCGAAAAGAAGGAUGGCAGUACGUUCGAAGAGACGCGGGGCAAGUACUGCGUCGUUUUCGACCCUCUGGACGGAAGCAGCAACAUUGACGCUGGUGUGAACAUCGGAACCAUUUUCGGUAUCUACCUCGUCCGCGAUGGUAGCAAGGGCACUUUGGAGGAUGUGCUGCGACCUGGAACCGAGAUGGUGGCUGCGGGCUACUGCAUGUACGGUUCUAGCGCCAACUUGGUUCUCACUACUGGGAAUGGGGUGAACGGUUACACGCUGGACAAUCAGAUUGGAGAGUUCAUCUUGACCCACCCCAACAUCCGUCUGCCAGACAGAGGAAAGAUUUACUCUAUCAACGAGGGCAACUCUGCAUACUACCACGAGCCGGUGCUCAAGUACCUCGACUCGAUCAAAUUCCCCAAAGGAGAAGGCAAGAAACCGUACUCUGCUAGAUACAUCGGAUCCAUGGUAGCAGACGUGCACAGAACCUUGUUGUAUGGAGGCAUCUUCGGUUACCCCGACGACAAGAAGAGCAAGAACGGCAAGCUGAGAUUGUUGUACGAAGCCUUCCCUAUGGCGCUGCUCACCGAGCAAGCCGGGGGUGUUGCUACGACUGGCACAAAGCGUAUCCUCGAGAUCCAGCCCAAAACCAUCCACGAGCGUUGCGGUGUCUUCCUUGGCUCCAAGGAUGAUGUCAACGACUUGUAAGUAAAGAUGCAAGGCACGCUCUCUUUGUGAAAAUUCCAAAAGCUCACACCUCCUUUGCGCACGCCUAGGCUCAAGUUCUACCAGUAA
This is a messenger RNA of Ceraceosorus bombacis, 1278 nucleotides long. The record is from the annotation of a GenBank genome assembly. Lineage: Eukaryota; Fungi; Basidiomycota; Exobasidiomycetes; Ceraceosorales; Ceraceosoraceae.